Scomber japonicus (chub mackerel) is the source of this 703-nucleotide messenger RNA. RefSeq names its product zinc finger MYND domain-containing protein 11-like. The record is from RefSeq and is a predicted model, not a curated record. Gene Ontology annotation, molecular function: transcription corepressor activity. Gene Ontology annotation, biological process: regulation of transcription elongation by RNA polymerase II. The transcript is spliced from 5 exons. The coding region runs from base 1 to 690 and encodes 229 amino acids. Lineage: Eukaryota; Metazoa; Chordata; Actinopteri; Scombriformes; Scombridae.
AUGGCGCCAAUGCACCCCUGUAGAAAACUCAAAGGCAGCCAGGAGCCCAAGGCGAAGAAAAGCCGCCGCACUCCUCUGGUGGAGCUGAAAGAAGAAGCCAGCGACCCAGAGCCGGAGAUGGAGGCGGUGAGCUCCAGCCAGGAGAUCCCCGUGUCGUCGUUGCCGCAGCAACCGGAGAAACUCUCCGUGUCCACGCAGACCAAGAAGGCGAACGGCGGCUCUCCUCGCACGCUGCACCGCGGGACCCAGACCAGCUCGGACGGAGCGUGCCAGAACAUGUGCCACGAGAAGUACACCAAGGUCUUCAACGACGUCAAGGAGAUGAUGAAGGCCGACAACAAGAGGGAGACGGAGAGGGUCGUCAGGGAAGCUCUGGAGAAGCUCCGGGCCGAGAUGGAGGAGGAGAAGCGCCAGGCGGUGAGCAAAGCGGUGUCGGGGGCUCAGGCGGAGAUGGAGAGGAAGUGUAAGCAGGUGAAGGAGAAGUGUAAAGAGGAGCUGGUGGAGGAAGUGAAGAAAGUGGUAGCUCAACACAAACAGCUCAUCUCACAGACCAAGAAGAAGCAGUGGUGUUAUAACUGCGAGGAGGAAGCCAUGUAUCACUGCUGCUGGAACACUUCCUACUGCUCCAUCAAGUGUCAGCAGGAGCAUUGGCACGCCGACCACAAACGAACCUGCCGCAGGAAGAGAUGAACAAACCCCCCCC